Molecule: messenger RNA, 1453 nt
Organism: Myzus persicae (green peach aphid)
Lineage: Eukaryota; Metazoa; Arthropoda; Insecta; Hemiptera; Aphididae
Product: transmembrane and ubiquitin-like domain-containing protein 1
Exons: 4
Coding region: 429-1373 (314 amino acids)
Molecular function (GO): protein binding
Source: RefSeq, a predicted model, not a curated record
UCAAUAAUAGAUGAUAAUAUAUAAAUGUACUUUUUUUUUUUAUUAAUUUGAUGAAUUAUUGGAAAAAUACUGAAAUAGGCUGAUAAUUGAUAGUAGUAAACUCGCAAGUCGCUCAAAAGUCAAUAGUUGACGUCGAGAAUUCAGAUUGAAUUGAAAAUUAUAGAUUUGGCCUUCGAUUUCAAGGGCUCUAACUAGUUUAAUGUGUUUCGUAGUUUACUUAAAAGUUAAUUCGUUUUACCGUAAUCAACAACCUUGAAAUUGUAUAAUUCAAUAAUAAUAAAAUAAAGAUUGUGAAUGCUGAUAUUUGAUACUAAAAUAAUGAAGCACUACCUAGGUAGUUGUAUUCGGUGUUAAUACAAUAAUCAUGUAAAUGAGUGGGAAAAAUUGAAGAACUGUAAUUUUUGUCUUUUGGAGUAAAAUAAAGCACUAUGGCGUUAGUGGAAGGAUUUGGUGAUGAAGUUAUUCAGUUUUUUGGUAUACUGUUCGUUGUUGUAUUGAUCGUAUUACUAUGGAUGUCUACACAAGUAGCCGAAAUGCAAAUAUUCCGUGGUGCCGUUUUUAUCUUGGAAAGACGUACAAGGAGACGACACCAUGAUGCUACUAGGGCCACACCUGUAGUUGUUCCUAAUCAAACCACGAGUGAACAAUCGGCAACUGAAACUGUUCCAUUAAAUGAUGUAACUCAAACAACAAAUUCAACUUUAAGCAAUGAUAAUCCUGUUGCUGCAAAAACUGAUGUAUCAGAAACUGAACAGUUUGAUGAAUCUAGUCAAAGCAAUGAUACCAAUGAUAUUGAAAAUGAACCACAGAUUUAUGAAGACUCUAUAAGAAUACGACUGAAGUAUUUGAACGACAACUGUCGUUUGGUUCAAGGCAGACUACAAGAAACAAUUGGAGUUUUCAAAAGGAGACACUUUACCAAUGAGCUAUCAUCCAAUAAAAUUAUUCGUUUGAUAUUUCAAGGAAAGGUGUUACAUGAUGAUGAAGCAUCACUAAGUAGUUGUGGACUUCAUGAUAAUUGUGUUGUACACUGUCUUAUACAUCAGCCACGUCCUACAGCUAAUGCUCAGCAAACCCCUGAUCCUGUAAACCACAAUGCUGCUGAACAAACACUACCAAACGUUAUACGUCAUGGUCAUCGUCAACAUGGACCAGUUCAACGUGAAUGGAAUUUGGCAACAUUAUUAUCUGCUUUAAUCACGAUUAUAAUAUCAUUACUUUGGUACGCCAGAAUCCAGUUCUACUCAUUUUUUUCUUAUACAUCUACGGGUACACUGGGAAUAUUGACUGGAAUUUUUUUGUUCACCGCCUUUCUCACUUAUUUGGUGGACAGUGAAGAGCAACAACAUCAUCGACCACAAACUGGACAUUAAUAUGUUAUAAAGCUAUAUUUCAGUACAUAAAAUCAAAGUAAGCACAAAAGCUGGUCUCAAAAUAUUUUAAAAUGUAUGUA